CAUAGAUACUGAUGUUCCCUCCCCUGUCGACAAGUUUGGUUUUCGCAACACCAUCAUGCGCUAAUAACCAUGUCUGCUGCCAUCAAGCUCCUUAUAGGACAUCUCCCACAACUAGUCGCCGGCCAAGACAAAAAGUUCAGAACUCCUCAUGGAUUGGCGUUUCAAAGGGCCUGGGUCCAGCUACCCUCCCGGUCCGGUCGCAGGGGCACGUAGUUAACGCGGACGAGUCAUCCUUUGAGGUUACAGAUGGCACGGGGCCGCCUAUCACCGUAUGCAGCAGGUCUAGCGCUAAUCAGCGCCUGCAGGGUCAAUACGUGCUAGUCGUGGGCAAGCUGGGCUUCAAACGUGCAUCCAAAAAGGAUGAAGCAGCCCUCCGCGGCCUGCAGGAGGAGGAGUCCCAGCGCGCUGGCAGCACCUGCAGCCUCGCCUCCGCUGCCACCACCGCCAGCCUGUCCGGGCCCAGCGGCCCCGCCAAGCGACGCAAGGAGUGGCAGCUGUCCUGCCAAAAGGUGCGGCCGCUGUGCGGUGACCCGCAGCGCCGCGCUGAGCUGUGGCAGCGGGAGGUGGCGUUCCUGCAUGAGGCGGUGUACCCGCGGCUGGGGGCAGCAGGGGGAGGGGGGGUGAUGUAAGCACGUGCACUCGCGAUCCUGACAUCUGCAGUAACGCCUUUUCGUAGCUUGCGGGCGGAGGAGGUGAAGGUGCAGGUUGCAAGCAUGGGGACGCCAUAGCACUAGGGGGCCGGUAGGAAGCUGUGUAGGGCGGCUCUGGUGGUUGGGAGUUGGCGGCUGGUGUUGUUAGCGGUUGUUGGGACGUCUGGUUGGUAACGUUGUGAAGGAAGCCUCCAAUAAACGCUGUAGUCUCGUUGUUAUGGCUAUUGACACGAGAGGACGGGCUGGAACGAAUGGAGAACCAGGCUGUUUGACGUGUGGGUUUGCACCUUGGUUUGGAUUUGUUUGAGGUUCGGAUACUCCAAGGGCUACCGGUCGGGGAGAGUCAUUAAGGACCGGAAAGGCUACGAAGUGCAUGUGUGGGGGAUGACGAUGUCAACUGCCUGCACCCGGAUGUUGACAUGACCAGCAGGUGUUGUAAGGAACUGCGGGUAAGCUGCAAUUUGUUACGGUUGUGUGUGUAGUAGAGCGGAAACAAGAGCAAGCAGUUGGGAUAGGGUCGCAUGUGAACCGCAAGUACAAGCAAAAAGAGGUAGAACAGAGGUAACCAAACCUGAACCAUA
Astrephomene gubernaculifera is the source of this 1231-nucleotide messenger RNA. NCBI's taxonomy places the organism in Eukaryota, Viridiplantae, Chlorophyta, Chlorophyceae, Chlamydomonadales, Astrephomenaceae. The record is from the annotation of a GenBank genome assembly.